This is a messenger RNA of Trichoplusia ni (cabbage looper), 605 nucleotides long. RefSeq lists its product as uncharacterized. Gene Ontology annotation, cellular component: BLOC-1 complex. The transcript has 5 exons. The coding region runs from base 63 to 551 and encodes 162 amino acids. The record is from RefSeq and is a predicted model, not a curated record. Lineage: Eukaryota; Metazoa; Arthropoda; Insecta; Lepidoptera; Noctuidae.
UUGAAGAAAAUAUGUAAACAAGUGCAUAUUUUUGUUAAAAAUUUUGUUUUAAUUACUUGAAAAUGUCUACAAACGUUCAUGUUGUUGACGGAGAAGCUUCAGAAUCCGAUUCCGAAAUAGAAAUCGGCAGAUCACCGGAUCUAGAAACGUCUAAUUCUAAAUCAUUUGUGAUACCUGGAGAGGCACCUGAAUCUGAUGAUGAGGGUAAAUUGGAAAUCCCAACACUAACGGAGCCAGACCUGCCUCUCCACAGCGUUGUACAAAGGCAGCAGACCCCCACACAGUCCAACAUAUACAACUCUUUGCUGCAUCAAAAACUAUGGGAGUGCAAUGUAUCAUUUCGCGCGACUCUUGAGGGUCUGAUUAAGCAUACUACUGAAAUAUCUGUGGAAAAGCUAACGAGAGCCGAUAAAACGCUAUUAAAUGUACAGGAAAGCAUGCGCGCGACAAAUGCCAAUCUUACGUUAGCGAGAGCUCGCCUGAAGCAAUUACAAGCGGAAUUGGAGAAAUCGAACUGUAGUGCGGCCUUACCUACUAUUAAAAUUAAAUAAAUAAAUAAAUGCGGACAACAUCACAUACGUUGUUCUGAACCCAAAGUAAGUUGC